CUAUUGCCUAUAGUGAAACGUUUUGUGUUAUCGGUUAUAGGUAAUGAAUUGAAUGUUGAAUGAAAUGUAAUGAAAUGAUUGAUAUUUUCAUUUUCAGAAAUCGGAAUUCGGAUUCGCGAGUCGAGUAUAAAUUUCGUAUUUCGCUCUACGAAUCGUAUUCGUAGCUACAUUUAUAGCCGUAGUACAUAUUAUCCAUCAGUGAUACGUAUGUUUAGUGAAAAAGUACGCGGUACGCGCUAUGCGAUGUGAUAAAAGUCAUUUGCAUCUUUCGUAGUUGCAUUUUUUUAAUGUUUACCCAUACACCCGUAGUUCGUGUCCACCAAGUAGAUAUUAUACGAGUAGAAUUAGUUUUAAUUUUCAAUUAUUCGUCGCUCGUUAUCAUGGAUGCGUGUCGCCGAAACGCAAGCUAUAACGAAUCGUGUGCCGAUUUUGACUUGGCCAAAAGCAGCAUUUUGUAUUUGUAGUAACUCUAGUAAUAAUAAUAAUACUGAUAGUAAUCGUCGAUAAUGAUGAUAAUAAUUCACGCUACGGCUGCGGCUGUGCCCGAGUAAAUGAACGAUCAUCUCUACUUGGUGGUGAUCCGUUUCCUUCGUACAUUUGUUAUUCGAUAAGUGCCUAAUUGACGCGCGAGUGUGCACGAUAAUAUGAUUCUCGAGUCGCAAUAUUAUGGAGAAGGAUAAGCAAAGAAAUCAGAAAACCAAGAGAAGGGAGAGAGCUCAACGUAUGCAAGCGGAAAAACGUCAGACUCUGAACAAAAGCAAAGAUUGCGAUAGCGCCGAAGAUGAACCUACGAAAGAGAAACCCAAACGACCGCCGCCACCUAAUCGAAGAAAGAAAAUCAAUAACAAUAACAACAACAAUACCAAUAAUCAUCACCAUCACCAUAAUCACCAUCAUCAUCAUCAUCACAACAGUAACACCAAAAAUAAUAACAGUAGCGGUCAAGUUAAUCAUAAGAACGAUUCCAUUAGCAAUAGCUUCGUCAUCACCGAUACCAACGACCAUAUCGAUAGCAAAGAAAGCUUAUACGAGGAAGAUAUUAUCGACGGUUUCGCCAUAUUUUCCUUCACAACUUACGACGAUUUAGAGAAUUCGCUAAAACAAUUGGAAUGUGGACAAAUAACGCUGGGAAUUUCUACGGAUGGAAUCAAGUUGCCGUCUAGAUCGCCGUCGUCCGUGCAACCGCCAACGCCUACGCCUGUGCUUAACAAUCACGUCUCUAAAUCGGUUCCAUCGUCGCCUGUUCAGUCAUCUCAACAAAUUCGUAAUAAUGGUAUCGGUUCGCCGGUCUCGGACAACGUUAAAAAGAAUUCAAUUCAAUCGCAUAAGUUGGGAAUUUCCGAAGCAUCGACAAACAGAUGUAGAACUCCGGUGUCUGCGACACCGACCACGAUUACCGAUUCGAGUGCGGAUAAUGUAACAACUAGCAGAAAUGCGGAUAAACCGAUAGUACGACAAACGUCGUCGCCGUUGGCGUUGCCGUUACGCGAUCAAAGAGCCAGUUCGCACGAUCGAUUAAGCGAUAUAAGCAGUCGAUGUAGUUCUGGGAAAGGAUAUAUGUGCGAUAGCGAAGGAGAUGAAGCGGACGACGAUAAGGGUUCCGAUGCCGAAUGUACGCUAUUUCCGUCACCGCCGUCAUCGUCAUCGUCUCCGUCGUCUUGUAAAAGAGGAGAGUUACCAAGACCGGCAAUAGCUAGUAAUUCGCUGAAUGGAAACGCCGCCUCCGCCACCGCGGCCAUCGUGGCCGACGACUCCAACGAAACGCGAUCGCCGAGUAAACCUCAAAUCAGGGUAGUUACGCCGCCGAUGAAAUUUUCACCCAAAGCGGCACAACAACAGCAACCGCAACAACAACUGCAACCAGUCGGUCAUGCGUUAGCGGUAUCGAAUCCGCUGUUGUAUCCACCGCCGCCAUCGCCGGCAUUGUCUUCGCUUCACAAAUCUUUUAACAGCGGUCCGCUAUCCGGCGUCGGUGUCGGCCUCGAACAAAAUCUCGGUGGCGUACCUUCGCCGCAUCACUAUAGCAAUGCCAUGCCGCAUCACGGCCACGGGACGCCAUCGCGGUCGCCGCAUCAGUUUCCUUAUCCUGCGGUUAUCAAUGGCGGUCUGAUAUCGGCUGCUGCGCCGCCGCCCGUGUCGCAGGCGCAUCCGGCCGUUAGCAGCGAUGGUACGGCGAGUCCGGCGGCGAAUCACGCUGGUCUGCAUGUUGCGCAACAUUCGCUUUACGCGGCUCACGGACCAACUCAGCAUCUGAUAGGUACGAGUAAUAUGCCGCCAAUGGCAGCCACAGCGGCGACGACCAUAGCCCAGGCGGCUGCGUCGCCGUUGCCCUCCACGAUGGCUGGUAGUACGUUGCCAACUUCCACGUCGUCGUCGUAUGCUACGCCACCGCAAAUGUGUCCGUUGCAGCUAAGCGUACCUGCCGGAUAUUCGCCGCAACCUCCAAAUGCUCAUUCUACCAACGCCUACCCGUCACCUUCACCGUACGCGUCGCAUUCUUCUCAAACAUCAUCCGCGUCGCUGAUCCCCUACUCAACUGCGACACACGCUUCGAUGCCGCCGACAUCGUCUCAAGCGACUGUCGCAUAUUCGUCUCAUUCCGUCGGUUUGCAACACCACCAGCAGCACCACCAUCACCACCACCAUCAUCAUCAGCAGCGACAGCCACAGCAGCAGCAGCAAACAGCGCUGAGCGCAGCCGCAGCCACGCCGCCGGUCUCCAAUUCGCAUUCGCACCUACAUUCGUUGCCAGCGCCGCCAUCGUCGUCUUCAUCGUCUCAUCUCGUUGCGUCUCAUUCGCAGCGUUCGUCGCCGUCAUCGCAUCACGCGUCUGCUUCAGCUUCCGCCGCUUCCGUCUCCGUCAAUUCGGCGAUGCAGACGCAGCCUCCUUCGUCUCAUUUAGCUUCUCAAAUCUCGUCGCAGAUACCGCCAACGUAUUCCGGCCAUCCGUACCGAAUUGCGGCAACCAAUGAAGGCGCCGGCGGUACCGUCGUUGUAGCCGCUCCUAGUAGUUUCGCUACGCCAGCGCUUCACAUCACUACUUCUACUGCCAGUAAUCUCUCGUCGCUGUACGCGCCGUACAGUAAUACUCCGUAUUUGUCUUCUCAUUCUAGAACCAGUCGUUCGCCUUUACCUGUGAUAUCCGCCAAUGCCAAAUCUAGCGCCGCGAGUAACACGAGUGCUUCCAUCGGUACGUCAGGUGUGAGCAUGUGCGUAGCAUCAGCAACUCCUACUGCCAUUACAACGACAUCUGUCACCACUAGUCAUCGUGAUAGCGCCAGCACUCCUACUGUCAAUCGAACUCAUUCUCCUCUCGGACAUAGUCCAACCAGAGAACGUGAUAGUUACAGCAGCAACGUUAGCUCUCUGAGUAGAGGAAGUGUACAAACGCCGAUAAGUAAUUCAUCGCCAUUUGGAAUUGCAUCUGUGCCUGUACCGGUGCCUAUACCUGUGCCAACGCCGUCAGCGCACCCAUCAGCCAUACCAAUAUCAAUACCAGUUCCUCCUUCCGUAGCAGUUUCUUCUAGUCUAAAUCUCAGCAGUAAACCCUCAUUAUGGGGUCCAGUUGGAAACAGUCCAGCGAGCAGUUCUGCGGCGGUUGCCGCCAACGCCAGCGCCACUCUACCAACCAGUUUAGCGAGAUCGCCGUAUUCGUUUGCGCCACCGUUGUUUACCGCGUCCACGGCUACGUCUACGGCGCAUCCGAAUGCGGUGGUAGUGACGACUUCUCCUGCCGCUGUAUCGUCGUUGCAUCCCGCUUCGAGUCAUCCGCCAACGGCGAAUCCCUUUUCAGCCGAAUCUCUCUUUCAAUCUAAUGAAGCGGAUCUAUUGCGCCGAGAACUGGAUUCCAGAUUUUUGGCCACCCAAGAGCGUUCGCUGGUGGCGGCCGGAGCUGGUCCUCCGCCGUACUUGAGGACGGAAAUGCAUCACCAUCAGCAUCAGCAUACGCACGUUCACCAGCAUACGGCGUCGUUGUUACCUCCUCCGCCGACUGCCGCCUUGUAUCCUCCUCCGUUGUUCAAAGAUGCUAUUCCUAAAUUAGGUGGCGUUGACUCGCCCUUCUACCGGCAGACCUUGGGUAUUGCCAACUAUCCGGGGUAUCCGUCCAGCUUGCUGCACUCUACGUUGAGCGCUGCUACUCCUUUCGCGCCUCCUACUCAUCUGCCAACGUUUACACCCAAACAAGUGGUGGACCCGUCAAAGCCGAAACCUUUGAAAACUGGCAAAUGGAACGCGAUGCACGUACGUAUCGCGUGGGAAAUCUACCAUCACCAGCAGCAAAAGCAACCGACAACGGCCGACAUUAAGCCUAGUAAAAACGAGCUGUUGAACCGAACGCCCAGUCAUCUAUUCCAAGCGACUCCGCGAGCCGAUUUAUCGUCGUACGCCCCUCCUCAUCGACCUCACGGCACUGCUUUCGAGGCUCAUGCUCCACAUCCGGCAUCCAGCCCUUACACCGCUUUAGGUAACAGCGUAUUUUCAAGAUAUCAACCAGCGCCGUUUCCAUCGCUUGCUCAGUAUCCGGCACCGUUGCAUGAUCCUUGGGCCAGAUUGCAAACUAGAACGAUACCGAAUUUAGGAGGUGCCGCGUACCCGUCGCCUAUACCGCCUCCAGCGUGGACCAUUAAACCGGAGCCGAACGACGCGACCGAAAGAGAAAGAGAACGAGAGAGGGAAAGAGAACGAGAACGUGAACGUGAUCGCGAACGUGAACGUGAACGCGAAAGAGAACGUGAGCGUGAACGCGAACGCGAGCGUGAAAAAGAAAAAGAACGUAGUAAAGAACGCGAUCGUAUGAAACGCGAAGAAAAACAUAGAAGACUGAUAGCUCAGCAACAGCAACAGCAGCAGCAGCAGCAACAACAACAGCAUCAACAGCAGCAGCAACAACAACACCAACAGCAGCAGCAGCAACAACAACAGCAACAGCAGCAGCAACUACAACAACUGCAGCACCUCCACCAUCAGCAACAGCAGCAACAACACCAACAACAACAACUCCAUCAUCAUCACCAUCACCACCAAGCAGCGCAGAUUAGCCAUCAUCAAGCGGUGGCGGCGGCAGCGGCUGCGGCUCAGUCCAAAAACGUUCUACGCGAAAGAUCACCGCUGAGGGACGCGGCAUCGACGAUCGCUCAAAAAGAAGAAGAAAUGUUGAUGAUGGGACGGGCACCGUUGGCGUAUUUACCUAGGCAUACCGGCAGAUCUCUACCACCGCCUCCUCAAUUCACGCCGUGGGAUCAUUACAGGUUUGAUCCGUUGAGGUAUAAUCCGCUGAUGGCGGCAUUCCGCGAAGACGAAGAGCAGCGAGCCAAGUUAUUCGCGGCCGCGUACCCGUCCGCAGCGCCGCCUCCUCCGACGCACAUGAGGAAAGAAGCGGCGGCCGCCGCCGGUUCGCUUCAUGUGAGAACAGAUUUGCAUUUGAAAAAAGACGAUUCCUCGCAGUCUCGGUGAUGAUCUCGAUUUUAUACGCUAAACGACUCCUUCUUCUUAUUACUCGCAAUUAUCUACGUAUUUGCCUUUUCCGCCUUUCCCUUCCUUCCUUCCUUACUUUUUGUUCCAUCGUCAUUUUAAUUUGUACGUAUACCUAUGUCUAUACCUAUCUAAAAUUAAUUAGGUCUACCGUCUUUCAAUUUUGUUCGACUUUUUUUGGUUUCGUAUGUUCGCGUAGAUAGGUUGGUAGGUAAGUAAGGUUAGUAGGUAGUUAGAUCUCUACGUCUGUGGAGGUAUGUUUGUACAAUUUAUUUGGUCGAAACAAAUUUCUCUCAGAUCAGCGAACAAAACUUGGCUCCACGAAGAAGAAUAAUGUUUCAGACUCGUUCAAAAGGUGAUUCUCGACUCAUUUUGAUUUCUCAUCUACUUAGAUACUCGUCGUAGUUAAAAAUACGUAUUUUUUCUUCGCUUCGUGAACCUUAUUUUUCUCUGCGGGCCGGUUUAGCUUCUCGUAACGAUGCGACGAAUUUUACGCUGUUUUCAACGAGCUACAAGCACGAGUAUGUAGGCAGGUGGAUGUACUGUGUACUGAUGAAAGGACAGUUGUCAUGGUAGACGAUAAAACUGCUCAGCGUUCGUUGAGAAGAAGUAUAUGACCGUAGCUGAUUUGCGAUUUCUACUCCUCAUUCGUUUAAUCGUACGAAAAUUUAUCCAUUUUGCCAAUUGGUGCAAAGAAACCAACCAACUUGGCCGUGAUCCCUAAGCGUCGGGCAAUUUUAUCUUUUCGCCUAUUCUCCUACUCUCCUAUUCGCUUAGUUUUAGAUUAUUUUCAAAUUGACGAAGAGCAUGUCUAUUUUCUCGACAUUUUAAGCGCUUGGUUUGUUAUUUCGAGACUGGUUUCCAGAAGGGUCGCGUUCCCUACAUAUUUGUAUUCAUUUCCACGACUACCAUAGACCAUAAAUAAUUGCUCGGCAUUUUUGCUGCUAUACAUAAAUGUGCGUUUGGUCUUAGACUGAAAAAAAAAAAAAAUAUGAGAAAAUAGCGAGACGAUUUUAGAUUGUAUAAUUUUUAUUAAGUAUUUAUUCUUAUCUAUGUAAUUGAAUCUGUGAUAGUUUUUUCUUUUUUUUCUUUCUUUUUUUUCCUUUUUUUUUUAGAAUAACUUGUUUUUGUUCUCUUAUUAUUUUUUUUACAUAGGUACGUACCCAUUUUUGAGGUAUGUAUCCGUACGUCAUAGAUAUUAUUUUUUUUAAAACGUUUUUACGACCAAUAAUUUUACAGAAGUAUCGCAACGAAACAACACGACUUCUUUUCUUUCUUUCUUUUUGUUUUGUUUUUUUGCGUGUACCUAUGUGUGUAUGCGUUUUUUUUAUUUAUUUAUUUGGUGGGCGGCACAUACGUUUAAUCUGUCCCAGAACUGAAAUUAAUCCAUAGAAAAAACUGCUUCGUUAGUUAGUAUAGUCAAUUACGAAAAGAUGUUCGCUGCAUUAUAGGUAUUUAAUAAUAUGGGUUUGUGAAUGUACAUGUAAAUACGAGUACAUACGUACAUAUUUAAGUAUAGAUUUUUUUUUUCAUGUUUCAAUCGCUUGUAAAUUUUUGUAUAAGUUGAGGUUCCUUUAUAGUGGCUAUAGAAAAGUUCUGCAGAAAAGUUAAAUGCGUAGAUUCAAAUGGAUGGGAUUUUUCUAAGUAAAAGUUUAAAUAUUUCAACUUUUACACGGACUGAUGAACAAAAUACGAGUUUGAAAUUAAGAACUUUUUAUUAAAGCGAAUGAUCAUCAGAAUUUAUAAGAAAUGUCUUUAAUAUUGAUUUUGAAAAAUUCCUGGUUUUUUUCUAUAGAAAUUGUCUAUAAUAAUUGCCACUUUAAAGAAACCUUUAGCGUUUUUUUUUUAUUUACCUAUUUGAGAGUUUUUUUUGUUAAAAAUGUUGUUGUACUUUCUUGUAUCUACUUUUGUAUAAUAAUCGACUGUAUUAUAAUGAAGCGUAUGGAGUGCAUACCUAAAACAAAACGAAUAAACAGUGAACUCGAAAUUAUAUAUCGAGGUGUAAUUGUAAUCGAGUGCAAUAAAUUGCAUUUCAAAUCUA
This is a messenger RNA of Planococcus citri (citrus mealybug), 7513 nucleotides long. RefSeq names its product mucin-2-like. The record is from RefSeq and is a predicted model, not a curated record. The transcript has 18 exons. NCBI's taxonomy places the organism in Eukaryota, Metazoa, Arthropoda, Insecta, Hemiptera, Pseudococcidae. Bases 667 to 5454 code for a protein of 1595 amino acids.